Chara braunii is the source of this 3819-nucleotide messenger RNA. Lineage: Eukaryota; Viridiplantae; Streptophyta; Charophyceae; Charales; Characeae. The record is from the annotation of a GenBank genome assembly.
GAAUAACGGGACUGCUCGACGGUCGGGGUCGGGGCUCUUGAUUUGGGCUAGAUCCCGACAAGGGCCAAUGAAACCAAUCCACUUUCUCUUGCGCGAACAACGGAUCGUUUACGUAAUCAUCGGCAUGCUGAUUACCACGGGUCUUAUGGCCAUCAAAUCCAGCUUAUCAUCGCCUAAGGAAGAUGCAAGGCGCGUCGUACCUAUGGACUACCUAGCUGGAGGUAAGGACGAAUGGGAAGUGAUUCCUGAUAUCGGUGUUGUGGUAGACAAGGUCGCAACUGCACGCGUCACUGGGACUGCGCUGAGGAGGCCCCUGGUACUGCUUAAGCGGAGGAAGAGGGUGUUGGUGACAGGGGGCGCGGGAUUUGUUGGCAGUCAUUUGGUGGACAGGUUACUUGAGAGGGGUGAUGAAGUGAUUGUCGUUGACAAUUUCUUCACUGGGCGGAAAGAGAACGUUGUGCAUCAUCUCGGUAAUCCUCGAUUCGAACUGAUUAGGCAUGAUGUAGUUGAGCCAAUUCUGUUGGAAGUGGAUGAGAUCUACCAUCUGGCGUGCCCGGCCUCUCCAGUCUUCUAUAAGCAUAAUCCUGUGAAGACCAUCAAGACGAAUGUCGUGGGAACGUUGAACAUGCUGGGGUUGGCGAAGCGGGUUAAUGCCCGGUUCUUGCUGACGAGCACGAGUGAGGUUUAUGGCGAUCCCCUCCAGCAUCCUCAGAAGGAAGAGUACUGGGGCAAUGUCAACCCGGUUGGUGUUAGAAGCUGCUAUGACGAAGGCAAGAGAACUGCUGAGACACUAACCAUGGAUUACCACCGAGGGGCAGGGGUUGAGGUGCGAAUUGCUCGGAUUUUUAAUACUUACGGGCCACGGAUGUCUAUUGAUGAUGGAAGGGUGGUCAGCAAUUUCGUUGCUCAAGUUGAAGGCCUAGUUUUGUUGAUGGAGAGCGAGCACACCGGCCCGUUCAAUCUGGGUAAUCCUGGGGAGUUCACAAUGCUCGAGCUGGCAGAGGUUGUUAAAAAGGUUGUGGAUCCCAGUGCCCAAGUGGAAUUCAGAGAGAACACUGCGGAUGACCCGCAUAAGAGGAAGCCAGACAUUUCCAAGGCAAAGCAGUUGCUGGGGUGGGAACCGAAGAUACCACUGAUAGAAGGUCUCCCUAGAAUGGUUGAAGAUUUCAGGCAGAGAGUGAUUGGGCACAGUACGGGUAACGAUGUGGUCUAAACGACAACACCUUUUCGACUUUCUGGAUAUUCCACUUUUGUUUGUCCCAUGUUGUUUUCCUUUCGUUCGAUCGCAGAAUAAAGUGGCAGUAAUCACCGGCACCUCGUUCAAUCCCAUUCAUGGCCAGCUAGUAGCUGCAGAUAGGUUCUUCCUUGUUUUUUUCCCAUUCCGUGCCCGAUAGACCAUGUGGCCUGAUGCUGCGGGCCCAAGCAUGUGUCGUGAGUCACCCCUUUGCAUGGGAGCCCAAACAUGGGAAGGAGGUGUGUGUGUGUGUGAGGAGUGUACAUGCGGUGUGGAAUACAAUCCUGUCUGCUGGAGGCCUGAUGUUGAUCAGCCUGUACAGAGAAAGGAUUGGGUAGUUGUCUUCCUUCAUUUGUCUAUCCGCUUGGUGAUAAUUAGGUUUUUUAGUGCGCCAUUAUGACUUUACCUUUGUGUUUCAGCAUCAGUUACUACUGUUAGGGUCCAUCGAUGGCAUGGCCCUAUAACUCUGGACCUGAACCAUCCCAUCUAGCUCCUCUCUCUCUCUCUCUCUCUCUCUCUCUCUCUCUCUCUCUCUCUCUCUCUCUCUCUCUCUCUCUCUCUCUCUCUCUCUCUCUCUCUCUCUCUCUCUCUCUCUCUCUCUCUCUCUCUCUCUCUCUCUCUCUCUACCCUGGGCCUUGGAAGACGAUCUCCACCUCUGCCUCCGACACACCUGCAUGUGCACGCCCUGAAGCUGCUUGGCUGAGUACAAUCCUCUUUCUCAUUCCUCCGGCUGCUUGGCUGAAGAGAAUCUACAGUGAACACUUGCCAAAAAUGAGGUGGGGAUAGGUCCUGCAGGGGACCAAGGACGUUUGUGCACUCUGCAUUGUCCAUGGAACGAUCUGGAUAUUUGCUCACGUGAAAAAGCCUGGAGUACGAAGCAGACGAGCUUUCUGCUCCCCUCAUGGAUGUGUGUUCCGGCGAAAACAGCGUUUUCGAUUGUCAUGUGCUGUUGCCAAGCGACAUUCGGUUGUAUGUGACACCAGUCUGCAUCAGGGUGGAUGGUCACGUGCGUGAGUUUACUGGCUGGGUCUGCGUGACUAUUGUAUAGAACCCACUGCACGUAUUUUUUGUGCAGACCCCACUGCACGUAUUUUUUGUGCAAACCCCACUGCACUUAUCUGCUUUGUAUAGGCCCUCUUGCUUGCAUUGGGCCCAAAUUGAAUGGGGGAUCGUAACAUGCAAUAGUGAAAGAGCGUUUAAUACUCUGUUUAUCGUCCACAUUUGGUAAGGAGAAUCUUCGACCUGGAGUACGGACGAUUGAGGCCAGGCCCAGGCGUAUUGUAUACUUGCAGCAGCUGUCUCCUUGGGGGUGCACUGCCAUGGCAGACGUUGGCGUUCAGCACUAAGGUUGUCGUCCUUCGGAUAAGAGGAGGCAAUCGCCAGGGAGAGUCUUAUAUUUUUCUUGCAUCAUCUUCAACGACAGCCAGAGAGGUGUUGUAUAGGAGGCCCAUCGCUGACUCCGGCAAGCAGCCGACUACUCCGAUCUUUGUGCCUGGAAUAAAAAGCUCGGGCACCUGCUGAGCAGCAUGGGCCCGAGGACGGCAAUUGCCAUGAAGAGGUGUCUGGAGAACUCGGGAGAUUUUGUUGAAGAAAGCGAGUAUUCCGCUGUACUGGGCCGGUGAUUUUUGCCAUUUCGUUUCUGAAGCGAAUAAAGAAACCCCACAGGGGGAUCAAAUGAAAAGGGUGGAUUGGUGCUGUGAGCUGCUGCGGGAAAUGAGUGCUGUCGGUAAGUUCAUCAGCAAAUGCCUCAGUCAUAAAAGACAGAUGUGUUCAGAAGAGGCGUCGUUGUAUAUAGAAAAGAUGCGAAUGAUUUUACUCGUUGCUUUGCGAUCUCUUUGAGACUUUGUGAAAGCUCUCUGUCCAUGAACAGAGGCUAUCGGCAGUCCAAGAGUACUGAGAGAUCGUGUGAACCUUUUAGCCAAAUGUUGUUGAAGUCUUGAAGAUCAUUGUUAAGGUACAGCGCGGAAGCAAUUGGUUUUCCACUGUGCUUUUUUACGGGGAUACCCACAUAGGCAUUUGUGGAUGUAAAUGAGCGCUUUUACAGCGGGGUUCUGUCUGAACCUGACUGCAAUUAGGUCCACGGAGAAGUUGAAAAAUCCCUGGCGUGAGUAUGCCCUAAGUACCAGAAAUUCCCACGAUUGGCAGCAUCAGUGAGAGCGCUGAGAGAUUGUGCAAACACCUUUAGCGGAGUGUUGUUGGCCAUGUGUUGUGAAGGUGUAGGACAAAGCAAUCGAUUGCCACAGUGCCAUCACUAAAGCACUGAAAUCUCUGUGGUAUGGGUGGAGUCGCAGCAUAUCCCCUUUUAUUGUUACAGGAAGAGGAAAUAGAGGAGCAUAUAAAUAGCCAGGUCCCGACAGGCGGCCGAAUCUGGUCAGGCUAGAUACAAUGCCUGACAGCAAAGUCAAGACAGCAAAGUCAACACUGAGAUAACAAUAAAUGAUUCCCCCUGCAGGAGACAGUUAACACGGAGAGGGGCGUCGAUAAAUAGCCAGGUCAGACCGACAGGCGGGCGAAUCUGGUCAGGCUAGAUACAAUGCCUGACAGCAAAGUCAACACUGAGAUAACAAUAAAUGAGUCCCCCUGCA